Molecule: messenger RNA, 1771 nt
Organism: Diuraphis noxia (Russian wheat aphid)
Lineage: Eukaryota; Metazoa; Arthropoda; Insecta; Hemiptera; Aphididae
Product: rho guanine nucleotide exchange factor 39-like
Biological process (GO): intracellular signal transduction
Cellular component (GO): cytoplasm
Molecular function (GO): guanyl-nucleotide exchange factor activity
Source: RefSeq, a predicted model, not a curated record
UAGUAAUUCGAAUGUCAAUUGCCGCCGCAGCCGACUAUUAGAUUUGAGUAUGAUUAUGAAGUUUGACAGAAGUUAUACUAUUAUAUUAUAAUUAAAAUUAUUAUAUAUUAAGUAUUUCAAUAAUCUAUUCAGUUUUAGUGAUUCGUUUUCCGUCGUUUUAAACUUCUCAUGUUUACCGUGUUCUGCAGAUAUAAUUAACUAAAAGAUGGACGAAACGAGUUCGUUUGUGCCUAUGACUCCACCGAAUCAUUUUGUCAAAGAACUGCGGGGAGUGUUGGAUCAACAGAACAUACUUUCAGCUAAAACGAAACAAAAAGUACUGCGGGAUUUGGACCAACAUAUUUGUGAUGAUAAUGAAAAGCGCAUAGCGAAGUUAAGGAUUCGAUCCAUUCAAGAGAUAUGUGUAUCUGAAACUAACUAUAUUCACCAGUUAGACAAAUUGAUCACAUACUUUAAACGCCCAAUAGAAGAACAGAAACUUGCCUCAACUCAAGUUAUUGGUAAAUUGUUUGGCAAUGUUGAAACAAUACUUAACGUGAAUAAAGAACUUUUGGUUCAAUUACAUCCGGCCAAAGAAAAUAUUGGGCAAGUUUUCUUGAAUACUGCCCCAUUUCUUAAACUUUAUUCAGUUUACGCAUUCAAUUACAAGAAUGUAUUGGAUACACUUCAAGACUUACCAAAAUCUCAUCCAAAACUCUAUCGCUUUGUAUGUGCACAAGAAUCAAGACCAGAUGUAUCUGCUAAAUUAAAUUCACUCUUGAUAACUCCCAUUCAAAGAAUACCUCGUUAUCUGUUGCUUUUACGUGAACUUCAGAAUUAUACUCCUACUGAACAUCAAGGUUACAAUGAUAUUAAAGCUGCUGUAGAACAAAUAAGUAAAGUUGCAGACCAUAUCAACAAUUUAGUUCAAGAACAAGAAAACAUGUCCAGAUUGGUGAGCAUUCAACGUAGUCUUUCUGGUUGUGGCAAAGUCAACAUUGUACUACCAGGACGUAAAUUAAUUAAAGAAGGGCCUCUAAUGAAAGUGUCACCUGAGGGCAGUACGUCUAUUCCUCGUUACUUGAUAUUGCUUAGUGACAUGAUUCUAUAUUGUAAAGAGUGGGUGGAUCCAGAAAAGUUGGUUUGUCUCAGAGUACUGCCACUCAAUAAGUGUGAAGCUAAAUCUAUCAUGUACAAAAGAGGACUGUUUUCAAUAAAUUGUCAGUCUGUAGAAUUUGUAUUUUACACAAUGGAUGCACCUCAUGCCACAUGUUCAUGGGUAGAAAUGCUGCAGCAAUCUAUUGACAAGUGCAAAGCCAACUCUUUGAUGCCAGUAAAGAGAUGUGGUCCUUUGAAAUUGGUCAAAAGAAAAAAGGAAAAUCCUACAAAUAAAAAUGAUGAAAACUGUUAUUCUAGCCCGACUAAAAAAAUGAAAUCGGAUUCAACAAUUGUUAGGUCAAAUCAAAAUGCGUCAUAUAUGGCUUCAGCCAGGAAUCUYGUAUUCAGUUUUGGAUCAACAUUAAAAAAAUUAGUGGGAAGAAAUUCAGUAUAGAAAAUGAAARAUGUAAAUAAUUAUACUCRUAACUCCAUGUUUUUGUGCUCCAUCCAUUUCAGAUCUCAGUUCAUUUUGAUAAAAUGUAGUUUGUAACAAUUAACUAAUCAUGUUUGAAUAAUAUCUUUUGUGGUAAUGCUUCCUAAUGCAGUAACAUAUAUUACUUAGAGUUAAAUUUGUAAUAUUACGAUUAUUUUUAAAUUUGAAUGUUUUUCACAUUUAUAUAAGUUUGUAUUGUAA